AUGUCUUACUUCUUCUUUCACUUGAAGCUUGAGCUGUACCCGACACCAGCAGCAACAGCAACAGCAGCAGCAUCACACAGCUCUUCCACUUCCAGCUCCACCGAUCAGAUCUCCCCCCACCACAACCACCGCUUCACACCGCGGCCAGGCACCGACAUCUUCAGCAAGACCGCCUUCCCCGCCCAUCGAACGAGCAAGUGGCCCAGUCAGACCUUUGCGAAACGACCUCACUCACCAGCAGCAGCCUUUGGCUCGACGACGCCCACCCGCACUUCCUUCGACUCGUCGACAAAGCAUACUUUAUCCGACAACGAUCGCGGCCAGGAGUCGCAUGGUACCGCACUCCUCCUCCCUGAGCGCAGCCACAACCUGAGGAGAGACGUACUGCCACCUUCUCCGCGCAUUGCAGCAAAUACCAAGCACUCCAACGAGGCAGCUGCUACUGACUGGCGAUACGGCAAGGUGGAAAUAGAGAGCAUCGACAUGGAGAAGAGCAAAACCAGCAAUGCCGGUAGUCUACAUACCAAGGCAGUAUUCGUGCCAACAGACUCCAAGACGACAGAAGUAGGCUGGGGUGUAGUGCAUCUGUACCGCGAUCAAGAAGAGAGCAAGGCGCUGAAUGCAGACGGGAAACCACAGAAGAGUUUGGUCCGUGCAGCUCAGGAUGGAGGGCAAGACGCUGCCUUCGAUCCCGAUGACUGCUCGACGCUCUGCAUAUUGGCUGUACCUAGUUGGAUGAUGCCUUCAGACCUACUCAGCUUUCUGGGUGAGCAGGCGAGGGAGGACGUCAGUCACUUCAGGCUGAUUCGGACCAACAGAGCAAACAAGUACAUGGUGCUGUUGAAGUUUCGCUCUGCAAAGAAGGCACGCGACUGGCAGAAGGCAAACAAUGGACGGCUCUUCAGUGAUUUGGAGCCCGAGAAUUGCCAUGUAGUCUUCAUCAAGAGCGUCGAGUUCUUGUCGCCAGACGAAGAUGUCACGUCUUCCAGUUUCCCACACAACACUCAUGAUCCUUUCACAGCCGCGAAUGGCGCCAACUCGAUCCUUCUCAGCAAGCCGAUGCCCCCACCUCCUCCCAAUCUGCUUGAGCUGCCGACGUGCCCUGUGUGCCUGGAACGUAUGGACGAGACAACGGGUCUUCUCACCAUCCUCUGUCAGCAUGUAUUUCACUGUGCCUGCUUGGAGAAGUGGCGAGGCUCGGGCUGCCCCGUCUGUCGUUACACCCACGCCCCAUCAUACACUUUUCCCUAUCCUCGCCCUGGCGGAGCAGAAGAUGAAGAAAGGGAGACCAUGUGCUCUGUCUGCGCCGGCACUUCGAACCUGUGGGUGUGUCUGAUUUGUGGUAACAUUGGGUGCGGACGGUACGAUUCUGCUCAUGGCAUGGCCCACUACGAGGAGACGAGUCACUGCUACGCCAUGGACAUCAAUACCCAGCAUGUGUGGGAUUAUGCGGGGGACGGUUAUGUUCAUCGACUGAUACAGAGCAAACCACCAGCCACCCCUUCAGCAGCAGCAGCAACAACACACGAUCAUCAUGGCUCUGGCGGGUAUGUGGAUAUGCCACUUCGCCACCGCCACGAGAAUGAAGCAUUUCGAGCCGAAGGGGGCGACAGUGUUCCGAGAGAGAAGAUGGAGAACAUGGCGACGGAAUACACCUAUCUCUUGACGUCUCAGCUGGAGGGACAGAGACGAUACUUUGAGGAGCAAGUCGCCAGAGCAGUGGAUAAAGCGACGCAAGCGAGUCAACGAGCCGAAGAAGCUGCUGCACGGGCGGAGCAGAUGGAAAAAGGAAUGGCGACAAUGAGUGCGGCACUAGAGGAUGUGAAAGUCCAGUUGUCUGCUGCAGAGGCCAAGGUAGAAAAAGCAGAGAAGGCUCGAUCGAAGUUUGAGCAGAUGGCGAGGGAUAUGGGGCAUCGAUGGAGAGAGGAGAAGGCGAUGAAUGAGGGACUGAGUCAACGAAUCACCAAGGCGGAGGAAGAGGUCAAGAUGGCACAGGAGGAACGAGCGAAAGCGAUGGAGGAGAAGAAGGAUCUGGAGGAUAUGAAUCACGAUUUGACCAUGUUCAUCUCCAGUCAAGAAAAGGUUCGGGAGCUGGAGGCAGCUGGGGAGGAAGUCGUCGAAGGGCAUGCUUAUGCUCCUGAACAACAACAGCAACCACAGGCUGGGAGAGGAAAGAAGGGAAAGGGGAGGAAAAAGUAG
Molecule: messenger RNA, 2199 nt
Organism: Sphaerulina musiva SO2202
Lineage: Eukaryota; Fungi; Ascomycota; Dothideomycetes; Mycosphaerellales; Mycosphaerellaceae
Exons: 1
Coding region: 1-2199 (732 amino acids)
Biological process (GO): Ras protein signal transduction; protein ubiquitination
Cellular component (GO): cytoplasm
Molecular function (GO): ubiquitin protein ligase activity; zinc ion binding
Source: RefSeq, a predicted model, not a curated record